Messenger RNA from Colletotrichum tamarilloi, 249 nucleotides. RefSeq lists its product as uncharacterized. Bases 1 to 249 code for a protein of 82 amino acids. The record is from RefSeq and is a predicted model, not a curated record. Lineage: Eukaryota; Fungi; Ascomycota; Sordariomycetes; Glomerellales; Glomerellaceae. The transcript has a single exon.
AUGCAUAAUGAAUAUUUCGUGCAAGUCGACGAAGUAUCAUUGCGCAGCGUCGUGUACAAGGAGCUGCCGUCGGCCGAAGCCAACCUCUACGUCCGUGGGCACAUCAACCUGGUGAACGCCGACUGGCAUCGCGCGUCUGUAGGAUUACCACGAAGAGAAUAUAUGUGUCAUCGAAGAACACUUCAGCUUCCCAGCCUUCGAGGGAUGCACCGGGGAGAACGUCGGCUGGAUGAGGCUGGUAGCGAGUGA